UUCAGUUAACAUUGCUUCGUAUGCGCAUACGGAUCGUUUUCGAACAUAUCUAAUAUUAAGAGAAUUACAAAGCAUGGUGAUGCUUGGAGUCCUACUACCAGCCUUAUUUGUGACGUUUGUUGCUGUCUCUGCAUCCCAUGAAGAAGAGGCAUAUAAAUACCUCCGAGCCUACCAUUACAUAUCUCCAACACGCUCUGGAAACUACGACUUUAACAUAGCAAUCAGGAAUUUUCAACAUUUCAUGGGUUUACCAGUCACUGGGAAUGUCGACGGAGCCACAAUAAAAAUGAUGAGAAAACCACGGUGUGGUGUGGCAGAUGUCGAAGAUGGUGCUUUCAAAACUCGUAGAAGGCGGUACAGUGUUUUUGGCUCCAAAUGGUCUAAAACACACCUGACUUAUUAUCUCCAACACGGCCAGGAUCUGCCGCGUUCAACACAAAACCGAGUAAUCGAACGUGCCUUGCAGUAUUGGAGUGAGGUGUCUCCGCUAACGUUUUCGCGCGUUGGUCAUCCAAGCCAGGCAGAUUUGAAAAUGAGUUUUGGCCCAAGAACUCACGAAGGAACUUCAGAAGAAAACACGUGCCGUUACCCUUUUGAUGGAGAAGGUGGUGUUCUGGCGCAUGCAUUCGCGCCAUCUGAUGGUCGACUCCAUUUUGAUGAAGAAGAAACCUUCACUGACCUCUCUGAACAAGGAACCAAUUUGUUGUACGUUGCUGUUCAUGAGAUUGGACACAAUCUUGGUCUGAGGCAUUCCAGCGUGCGAGAUGCAGUGAUGUACCCGGCUUAUCUGGGAUACAAGCCUGAUUUGAAGCUUCAUAGUGAUGAUAUUUCUGGCAUUCAAUCACUUUAUGGCUCUGGAGGUGGAGCUCUUUGCGCUGACAAGAGAGAUGAUUGUGCAAAUUACCAGGACAGGUGCAACGAGAUAAAGAACUACAUGAGAGAACAUUGCAGAGCGACUUGCAACUUCUGCUAAUAAGGUUACGUAGAAGUGACUGCCAGCAAAGGAAUUAAAUAGCAUUGUUCAGCAAAAC
Messenger RNA from Pocillopora damicornis (cauliflower coral), 1031 nucleotides. Its product is annotated as matrilysin. Gene Ontology annotation, biological process: extracellular matrix organization; proteolysis; collagen catabolic process. Gene Ontology annotation, molecular function: metalloendopeptidase activity; zinc ion binding. The record is from RefSeq and is a predicted model, not a curated record. Gene Ontology annotation, cellular component: extracellular matrix. Lineage: Eukaryota; Metazoa; Cnidaria; Anthozoa; Scleractinia; Pocilloporidae.